AUCCUAUAGAUACAAAUUCUUGUUUAACGAAAAAUAAACUUAGUUCCAUUUCAGAAUUAGCGACAGAUGUUAAUAAUAAUGACGAUGAAACGAAUGAUAAUAAAAUUAUUAGUGAAGACACAUCUGGUGAGGUUGAUAACUUUAAAAGAAAACUUUCAGACCUUAAUGAAGAGGACAUACACCACGAAAAUAAAAAAGUUUCUAUUACUGAAAAAAUUGAUUCUGGGUUUUGUGUAUUUGAGAACACCAAAAAUUCUGAAAAAUCUAGCUUUGGAAGGGGUGAGAUCGCCAUAAACUCAAGUCCACCAGAAUUAUUGCUGAAAGGUACUUUUGGUGAAACUAACUGUUUCUCUAGUUACACCACAAAUAACGAGUGUGUAAAAGUUGAAAAAGCUGAAAAAAUUCAGGAAGAGUUUCUUGAAGGUCCUGUAGAGCAAGUUGAUUUAGUUCUUGAUUCUUCUACAACUUGUUCAAUUCUCCCUUUAUCACUUAAUUCGAAACCUGUUGAAUUAACUGCUUGUAAGGAGAAGAAUACUGGAAAAUAUGAACCCUGUAAGGAUAAAUUAAAAGGGGUGGAUCAGUUGAAAGAUACUAUUCAACUAGAAACUGGAACGCACCUUGCUUCACUUGCUCAUCUCUCUGUACUACCGUCAACUACUUCUACUUUACCACAUCACGUUUACGAGAGAACGUUUUCAAGUGGGCACUAUGUAAACAGGAUCAAAUCUCAUUUACCGAAGCAGUCUAUUUUUCCCGAUCCUACUGGAAUUAAAAAGUUAUCUGGUCAGACUAGACCACUUUCAGUCAGAAGACAACCUUUGCAACGCUCUGAAAGUCAUGAACAGCAACGCAUGCGGCCACAAGUAAAGACUCAACCUAAGCUUGAUUAUACUGAAAUAAAACUUGUAAGACAUCCUCGCAACCCCACUGUACCUGUAUUGAGGCCGGAAGUACGCGGUCACAUUUGUAAGCAGGUAAAUUAUUACCAAAGAGAUGAUAAACCUGUAGGAAAAGGGACUUUUGGAGAAGUUUACAAAGGGAGAGAUCCUGUAACUAAACGGGAAUUCGCCUUAAAAAAAGUUCUAAUGGAAAACGAAGUGGAAGGAUUCCCGAUUACGGCUCUGCGUGAAAUUAAAAUAAUGAGGUUUAUAAAUCAUGAAAACAUACUCCAUCUUGAAAGUGUUUGCCAAAGUGAAGAGGAUCUAUUUAUAUGGUUUUUGAGUGGAUGGACCACGAUUUGGCGGGACUUCUGAAGAGAGAUGAUAUCAUGUUUUCCGUCGCGCAAACAAAGGGUUAUUUUAAGCAGUUAUUAGAAGGACUUCACCACCUUCACAGGCAUAACAUACUACACAGAGACUUAAAAUCCUCGAAUAUACUAAUUAAUAAUAACGGUAUUUUAAAAAUUGCCGAUUUUGGAUUAGCUCGAAAGUUUGACUCUAAACAACAAGAGCAAGGUUUUCCGCUAUUAUUCGUCUUAUUCUGCGACUUUCAUAUACUUUACCGCUUGGUCAAAGGCUUGACUAACCGAGUAGUAACUUUAUGGUAUCGGCCUCCGGAACUUCUGUUAGGCCAGAAGCAUUAUGAUACCAAGAUUGACAUGUGGGGCUCUGGCUGCAUUCUGGGAGAAUUGUUUUUGAAGGAAGAACUACUAAAAGGUUCGGAUGAGUUGGACCAACUGCGUAGAAUUAGUAAACUUUGUGGAACCAUCAGUGAAGAAAAUUGGCCGGUGAGUAUCUGUCAAGAGUUUUUAACGAUUUAUUAAAGGGGUGUCGAAACUCCCCCAGUUUCAUAUUUUUAAAUUUCCCGACGAGCAACGAACUGUGCGUGAAAGAUUUAAAGAUCUGAGCGAGGAGGCGGUGGACCUCAUUGAUAAACUGCUCUGCUUAGAUCCUGCAAAACGCUUAAGUGCCUUU
Molecule: messenger RNA, 1913 nt
Organism: Zophobas morio
Lineage: Eukaryota; Metazoa; Arthropoda; Insecta; Coleoptera; Tenebrionidae
Product: cyclin-dependent kinase 9-like
Exons: 10
Coding region: 1211-1762 (183 amino acids)
Biological process (GO): protein phosphorylation; positive regulation of transcription elongation by RNA polymerase II
Cellular component (GO): nucleus; cyclin/CDK positive transcription elongation factor complex
Molecular function (GO): RNA polymerase II CTD heptapeptide repeat kinase activity; ATP binding; cyclin binding
Source: RefSeq, a predicted model, not a curated record